GUGAUCGAGGUGAAGUUCGUGAAGCUGGACUUGGAGCCCGACACGUACUGUCGAUACGACUAUGUGGCCCUGUUUAACGGCGGCGAGAGGGACAACUCGCGGCGGAUUGGGAAGUUCUGCGGAGACAGACCACCAGGAACAAUAGUGACAAAUGGGAACGAGCUGCUUGUCCAGUUCGUCUCCGACCUCAGCAUCACCUCAGACGGCUUCAUGGCGCACUACAACAGCGUGCCUCGCGGGUCUCGGACGCCCACCGCCGGCGGAGACUUCAUCUACGGACCUCAGACGACCUCAACGCCACAAAGAUCAGCGGUGAAGCCGAUCAAACCCACAAAACCACCAACCAAACCUAAACCAACCCUCAAACCCAAACCCACCCUAAAACCAGCCAAAAGACCGCUGGUGAAGAAACCGCCACCGCCACGCAAGCCUGCUGUCAAGCCCACGCCAAAACCCAAACCAGCUAAACCCACGCCGAAAGCGCCUGUGAAAAAACCCAAACCCACACCCAAACCGAAGAUCGUUAAGCCGACGCGCAAACCGAUCAUCAAGGCGAAACCAACGCGUAAACCUGCACUGAAGACCAAACCCACCUUAAAACCUGUCAAACCAGCGAAACCAACCCCGAAAAGCAAAGCGAAACCAACCGCCAAACCCAAAUUUAAACCCAAAGUGACGCCUAAACCUAAAGUCAGCAAGACGGUGACGAAGAAGCCUCUUGUGGGCAAGAAACCUUUACCUCUGAACCCGCUGUGCACUCAAACCUGUAAGAGGACGGGAACUCUCCAGUCCAGCUUCUGUCCUCAUGACUUUGUGGUCACAGGUAAGGUUACAGCUGUGAGCCCUGGUGAGAGGGGCUCAGCCACAGCGGAGGUGUCUCUAAUCAAGGUCUAUAAGGCAGGACGCCUGAACAUCACCAAAUCAGGACCCAUCAUGUCCGUCACACUGACCUCCACCUGCAAGAAAUGCCCCGGGCUCCUCCAAGGACGGAACUACGUGUUGAUGGGAAAAGUCGACGCUCAGGGCAGCGGCCAUCUCAGCCCGUCCAGCUUCACUCUCCUCUAUAAGCCCAUCCACGCCAAAGCACUGGCCAACCUCGCACGCAAACCGUGCUGACAUCACGGCCCAGCCCACCAAUCAGACGGACAGCUCCGACUAUCUCUCUGAACACAUGUAACUUUACAAAAAGAGUGAAAAUAUUAUGAGUAAUAUCCAAACUUAAUUUUAUACAUAAUGCAAUGCUGUCAUGAGAAAUGAUUCUUAAAAACAUACAUUAAAAAGCAUUAUAUUUUGUAUUUUGUAUAUAAAUUAUAAUAUUUCUGUGAUAAAAAUGCACAUCAAUAA
This is a messenger RNA of Plectropomus leopardus (leopard coralgrouper), 1344 nucleotides long. NCBI's taxonomy places the organism in Eukaryota, Metazoa, Chordata, Actinopteri, Perciformes, Serranidae. The record is from RefSeq and is a predicted model, not a curated record.